AUGGGAAGAGCAAAAAUCAAAAUGGAACUUAUUCAAGAUUACAAGAAGAGGAUGACAACUUUAGUGACACGGAAGACUGGCUUAGUCAAGAAAAUUUCGGAACUGUCAAUACUUUGCGAUAUCAAAGCAUGCAUGAUCAUACAUGAAGGAAAUAAUCAUCAAAUCUGGCCGAAUGAUCCAAAUGAAGUUACAGAGCUAAUAAAUCUCUACAAAAACCAUCCAUUCCAAGGCCGAAGUAAAUGUGGUAAGACCUUGUCCAACUAUUUCGAAAAUGAUGAAAAGAAAAGGGCUGGGAUCAAAGUAGAAAAGGAUCCUCCCACUUGGGAUUCAAGAUUUGACUAUUUCGAAAAUGAUGAAAAAAAGAAGGUUGAGAUCAAAGUAGAAAAGUAUCCCACUUGGGAUUCAAGAUUUGACUAUUUAUCUGAAAAAGAAUUGCAAAAUCUUGCUGGUGUUGUUGAGAAAAAGAUAAAAGGAAAAAUAGAAUUGUUGAAGAGCAUGAAUGUUCAUAUUGGAAGUUGCUCAGUUUCUCAUCAACAAAUAUGGGACAACAACUUGAUGAACCAAACUACUCUGUCUCUGUGGCCUAUUUCUAAUGUGAAUUCUUUCACCGAUUACAACAACUUCUUUCAAUCAAAUAUUCCAAUUAGUGGUAUGAUUGAGGCUGAAAACUGGUCUGCAAAUGUUGGAAUUGGUUCAAGUUCGACAAUGCAGCCUAUGGGGAGUAAUGGGAUUGGUUCAACUUCGACAAUGCAGCCUAUGGGGAAUAAUGGAAUUGGUUCAAGUUCAACAAUGCAGCAGCCUAUGGAUCAGUACCCUUUCAUAUACAAUGACUCUACUCGGGAUAUUGCUUCAAGUUCGACAAUGCAGCCGCCUAUGGAUCAGUACCCUUUCAUAUACAAUGACUCUACUCGGGAUAUUGCUUCAAGUUCGACAAUGCAGCCUAUAGGGGAUAAUGGAAUUGGUUCAAGUUCGACAAUGCAGCCUAUGGGGAAUAAUGGAAUUGGUUCAAGUUUGAUAAUGCAGCCUAUGGGGAAUAAUGGAAUUGGUUCAAGUUUGACAAUGCAGCCAAUGAAUCAGUACCCUUUCAUGUACAACGACUCUACUCAUGCUAUUGGUUCAAGUUCGACAGUGCAGCCUAUGGAUCAGUACCCUUUCGUAUACAAUGAAUCUACUCAUGAUAUAUCUUAUAGCUUCGUGUAG
This is a messenger RNA of Solanum verrucosum, 1200 nucleotides long. RefSeq names its product MADS-box transcription factor 3-like. Gene Ontology annotation, molecular function: protein dimerization activity; RNA polymerase II cis-regulatory region sequence-specific DNA binding; DNA-binding transcription factor activity, RNA polymerase II-specific. Lineage: Eukaryota; Viridiplantae; Streptophyta; Magnoliopsida; Solanales; Solanaceae. The transcript has 4 exons. The record is from RefSeq and is a predicted model, not a curated record. Gene Ontology annotation, biological process: positive regulation of transcription by RNA polymerase II. The coding region runs from base 1 to 1200 and encodes 399 amino acids.